CAACUAAUGAGACAUGGCUCUGACAGACCUGAGCAAUGCAACAUCCUCCAACAAUACAUCCCCCAGCAGCAUGACAAACUUCAACAGUACAACUGAUUACUACAUCUCCUAUGAUAACCUAACUGAGAACCUAUUCCAACCCUGUGACAUUAACAAUGUAAAGGACUUCAGCCGAGUCUUCCUCCCUGCCCUGUACAGCAUUGUCUUCAUUGUGGGAUUAAUUGGCAAUGGCCUGGUGUUGUGUAUCCUGAUCAAGUACCACAAAAGGUCAAAUAUGACAGAUGUGUGCCUCUUCAACCUUGCACUUUCAGACCUCUUCUUUCUUAUAUCAUUGCCAUUCUGGGCCCACUAUGCCGCCAUCGCUGAUUGGAUCUUUGGGGACUUCAUGUGUCAUGUAGUGACAGCACUCUUCAUGCUAGGAUUCUAUGGAAGUAUCUUCUUUAUGAUCCUCAUGACCAUAGACCGUUACACUGUCAUUGUCCAUGCCAAUACUUCCCUUUUCUCCAAGCACCGGUCUGUCAGAGCUGUCAUAGUGCUGACUUUGUUUAUGUGGGCACUUAGCUUGGCAGCUUCUCUGCCAAUCAUCAUUUUCUCAAAAGUGAAAAAUGAAACAAGUGUAUCUAAAUGCAUGGUGAUAUAUCCAAUGGGGUCAGCAUGGAGGCCAUUCUCUUACAUUAAGCUGAACAUCCUCGGCUUGAUUAUUCCUCUCUCAGUGAUGGUGUUCUGCUACAUGCGCAUCAUCCCCAUCUUAAUGGCCAUGAAGUCUCAAAAGAAACACAAAGCUGUCAGGCUCAUCCUGGUCUUGAUCAUUGUUUUCUUCCUCUUCUGGACACCCUACAACAUCGUCAUCUUCCUGAAGUUUCUGCAUCAACUGCUGUACUUGCACACCUGUAAGUGGCAAAAGGACCUGCAGAUGGCUAUGAAAUGGGUGGAAAUUAUAGCGUUCAUUCACUGCUGCCUCAACCCCAUAAUCUAUGCCUUUGUGGGGCAGAAAUUCAGGAAUUUAGUUCUCAAGAUUCUGAAAGAGUGGUUUCCUUUGUGCUUUGGUCGGUGCACAACAAUCCGUGAGUUCUCAGAGAGGAGCUCUAUGUACACACGCUCCUCAGAGAUAUCCGCCACAAAGAUUAUGUAACCACAGGAUGCUGAUGCCAAAGGGGAUUUAUCAGAGGAAAUAAAAAAGCUGCAGAUUUGCAAAGUAAAGCACAGAAUUAUUCCUGCAGUGCUUUUGAUUCUCAAAAUAUGUUAUUGCUUUUAUUCACUUUUGCUUCUUUUUUCCUUUUUACUUUUUUUUUGGCUGUUUUUAAAGCAAUAUUGUUCCUGUAUUUUUAUUGUUAGUUAUGCACAGCUUAUGCAUAUUUUUACAUUUGCAGAUCAAUUUCAAACUAAUACUGCAUGGACUGCAUGUAGGAAAAAAACAAAAACAAACAACAAAAAACAGUAUAUGCAACAUCUUUACUGAGCAGCUGAAUUGUGUUUAAAAUGUGUAUAUA
Neoarius graeffei (lesser salmon catfish) is the source of this 1490-nucleotide messenger RNA. RefSeq names its product C-C chemokine receptor type 5-like. Gene Ontology annotation, cellular component: membrane. NCBI's taxonomy places the organism in Eukaryota, Metazoa, Chordata, Actinopteri, Siluriformes, Ariidae. The transcript is spliced from 2 exons. Bases 14 to 1132 code for a protein of 372 amino acids. The record is from RefSeq and is a predicted model, not a curated record. Gene Ontology annotation, biological process: immune response; chemotaxis; G protein-coupled receptor signaling pathway. Gene Ontology annotation, molecular function: chemokine receptor activity.